Molecule: messenger RNA, 1199 nt
Organism: Bombus pascuorum
Lineage: Eukaryota; Metazoa; Arthropoda; Insecta; Hymenoptera; Apidae
Gene: Surf6
Product: surfeit locus protein 6 homolog
Exons: 4
Coding region: 91-981 (296 amino acids)
Biological process (GO): ribosomal small subunit biogenesis; ribosomal large subunit biogenesis
Cellular component (GO): nucleolus
Molecular function (GO): RNA binding; DNA binding
Source: RefSeq, a predicted model, not a curated record
AAAACGUGUCUGUAGGUUAUGAUUCUCAGACGUUUAUACUCUGGUACUAGCAGUAGUAGAAAAUAGUUACAUACAUGUGUACUGGGAAACAUGCAAUUAAAAAUGUCAAAACCAUUUAAUCAAAAUGCUGUGAAGCAAUUAUUGCUGCAAGAAAAUGAGUUUAUUUCGGAUAUAUUUUCAAAAAUGCCAUUGCCUAUGUCUGAAUUAGUUUCAGAUGACAAGAAUAAAUUAGUUACACACAAGAAAAAUGACAUGUCGAAAGAUAAUAUUUUUCCAAAUUUAAGUGGAAAGAAAAAGAGGGCACAAACAUUUGAGGAGUUACAUGCUAAAUUGGAGGGGUUAAAGAAUGUCAAACGAUUGGGAUAUAAAGAAAAGCAAUUAAAAAAAAAUUUAAAAACCAGAAUUAAAAAAAUGUCAAAGAGAAAAGAACGGAUAAUGCAAAAGAAGCUAGUAAAAAUAGAGCAAAAUGGGGAUACUUCGUCUAGCAUAAAAAAAGAAGAUAGCGAAGUACCAAAGGUUCCAAGACCAAAGCCUGUGUUUAAUUCAGAAGGCAAAAUGGUAUUUAGUAAAUUUGAUUUUUCUGAAAUUGGAACAAGAAAAAAACUGCCUAAAAAGGAUACGAAAAAGACGUUACUAGAGUUGAAACAAAAAAAAGAAAAGUUAAAAGCAAUGGAACAAUCAGGUGAAAAAGAAAGAGUGGAAGAAAUUAAAGAAAAGGAUGCAUGGCAGUCUGUUCUGGCAAAAGCUAGUGGUGAAAAGGUGAAAAAUGAUAUAGACUUACUUAAGCGAACAUUAAAAAGGAAAGAAAAUAAAAAGAGACAGAGUGCUAAAAAAUGGGAGUCUAGGUUAGACAAUGUACAGAAAGGAAUUCGAGAAAAACAAGAAAGAAGACAGGAUAACAUUAUGAAGAGAAAGAAAGAAAAGAAGAUGCAUAAAUUAAAAAAAGCGGCUAAAAAGGGACGGAUUAUACCCGGAUUUUAAAUAUAAUGUAAAGGAUUAUAGAUAAAAGACAUUUAUUUCUAAAACAGUUAUUUUAUAUGUUAUUCAGUUUUAUUCUGCAUAAUUUAAUUAAAUUUUUAUAUUAAGACGAAUUCAACAUUUGCGUAAAUUAUAUUCAUUAAUUGAAUAAUACUCCUUAGGACAAAUUUGUACUAACUUAUUGUUGAUGUCAGAAUAUAAGAGAAUUGUUUUUAAACAAA